Messenger RNA from Rhineura floridana, 4172 nucleotides. It is a transcript of the gene CCDC27, whose product is annotated as coiled-coil domain containing 27. The coding region runs from base 908 to 2761 and encodes 617 amino acids. The record is from RefSeq and is a predicted model, not a curated record. NCBI's taxonomy places the organism in Eukaryota, Metazoa, Chordata, Lepidosauria, Squamata, Rhineuridae. The transcript has 14 exons.
CUGAGCAACCGCCUUAGGCCUCGCAGGCGGGGAAACCACGCUUGGCUGGGCUGGGCGCUUGGGCGGCGGCAGAGCCGGUGAGGGGAGGGGGCAGCCCAUGGCCCCGUGAGGGGUGGGGGAAAGCGAGGAGGGUCGCGGAGCGAAGAACGAGAGAAGAAGCCUGAAUAUGACACACCCAGAAAGAGGGAGGCCCCCUCUGCCUCUUGGCCACGCCCCUUAACCACGCCCACCGCGCGUGGAGACCACGCCCCGUUUGUUUCUUUAUGCGCGCUCCCAAUGCCGCCAACGGGUGGCGUUCACUGCGCAGUCGUGCCUUGCCAGCUGAGACGUCUGCACUGACGACUCUUGGGUGGAUUUAAUAACAAGAGUAAUGAUGAUGAUGUCUGGCUUUGCAAUCCUCAGUUUGCAAUCCCCCAAAUGUCUACCUAGAAAGAAUGGCAGCUGGGAAGAGAUUGGCAGGUGGCUGGUACUGGCCAUAGGAAUGCAGGCUGCCUACACUGGCUGGCAGCAGCUCUUCAGGGCUACAGGGUCUCAGCCCUGCCUGGAGAUGCCAGGGGUUGAAACUGGGAGGGACCUUGUGCAUGCAAAGCAGCUGCCCUCCCACUGAGCUGUGGCCCCUUCCCUUAAAGGAAAGCAAGAUCCCAGUCCUCACUGUUCUAAAUUAAGAGGUGUUUACAAAGAGACAGCCUUAUACUGAGAUCAUUUGUCCACCUAGUUUAGUGUUGUCCACAGUGACUGGGAGCCGCUCUCCAGCAUUUCAGAGUGAUCAACAAAAACGUCUGUUGGAUGCAUCUAGCAAUUAAACCUUGCAGCUCGGAAAUAAAUAAGUUUACACCGCAUCCCUACCUGUGUUUUAGAGGGCCAUUUCAUUCUUUGUUAUAACAGCAGUAGCUGAGCUCUCACAGCCAUGGAGAAACAGGCCACCUUGAUGAGGAAGGGCUUCAAUGAAUUGCAGGAGAUAGGCAGCCAGAAACAGCAGCAAAAUAAUCCUGUGUGGACUCCUCCAGCCAGUGGCAAAACGAGGCCCAGCAAAGCAGGUCAAGCAGUCAGGCAGUACUACGAGAAGCAGGCUAAAGAUCAAGCGGCGCGUGCUUUGGGAGCUGGCUACACGCCCGAGGUGGACGAACUGCGGAAUUCCUUCCUUAUGCGUCCUGGAUGCCCGAAGUACAGCCACAGAGCUACUUCGACAUCUCACCUCGAAAGUCGCGCCGCAAAAUUCCACCUGCCCAGUAACAUCAGCACCAUAAGUCUGUCGUCUCAGCUGUCUUUGGAAGAUUGGAACUCAGUCUUUCAGAGAACAGAACUCUUGGAUUCGAAGAGUUACCUCCGAUAUUGUCCGGCUGCAUCUACUCAGAGCUUGUCCAGAUUACCUAAGUGGAAAAGCUUCACGGAAGGCUGUAGGGACGCUUCCCUAACAAAAAGCCAAACCCACGUGGGGGGCAAACUUCCAUGGUACAUCACAAUGCUGCAAGAAAAGGACACGACUCUCCAAAAGCUGGCGGAGGAGCUGUUCCAUCUUGCCAGCUGCGAAGUGGAGUGCGCCCGGAAGGACGACGUGAUCUCAGUCCUCCGGGAGGAGCUGGAGGCCAUGCAGAAGCGGCUGGACUGUCUCCAGCAGGAGGGGAUUCUCGUCCCGGUGGAGGGCGCUGCCAAGAAGAAGACUGAGGAAGAAAAAGUGUCAUCAGAAUUGAGCGAUCCAAGCCCGCGCAGGCGAGGGGUCUCGCUGCCGGUGGUUAUGCAGCAAAAGAGCAUCCCGGAAGAGUUCCGGCAGGAGAUUGAGCGCUUGAAACUGGAGCUGACCCAUUCGGAUAAACUCCUGGACUCCAAGGUGGUGCUCCUGAACAAGACGCUGGUGCAGGACCAGGAGAAACUGGAACAGCUUGAAAAGGAGUACAUCGAAAUACAGGAAAAGGGGCGAUUGGAGGGCGAGGACGAGACGCGGACCGAAAGUGGGUCGAGGGAGGCUUACGAAGGAGAAGUGGAGCCAGAAGGAGUGGAAGAGUCAGAGUCGGAGCUGAUUGUAUGCAAGCUCCUCGAGUUCCAGAGGAUGAAUGACGAGCUGUAUGACGAAUUGGAGAACGUGAAAAAUGAUUAUGACAUUGCUACAGGUGCAAUUUCUUCCUUGCAAAGACAGCUGUCUUUUGAGGCAUCCCAGCUCCGGAAAGCUCACGCGGAGCGGGAAUUGUUGCAGAAGGAGCUGAGAGAGCGAGGAGAUCAGCUGGAAGCCAUGUCUAAUAAGUUUUGCAACCUGCGAGAGGAGAGGAAACAUGAAGAAAUGAUGGGCUUCAUUGAGAGAGAGAAUUACAAGCUCCGGCAGGAUGUCUCUGACCUAGAAUUCAGACUCUCUGAAAAGAGCCAGCUGAUUGACGACUUGCAGAGUAACGUCAACCGGCUCCAGGCCGAGCUGGUGGUGAACCAGCACCACAUUGGGAACCAGCUGAGCCGGCAGAACGAGCUGCAGAGGCAACUGGAGAUCUUGCAGCGGGCAGAGCAGCAAACAAGAGUCAUUCUAGAGAGCGUCAGUGCCAGGUUUGAAAGAUUUCGAAGCAAAAUAAUUCAGGCCACCUACAGUACUCCGGGCACCAAAUCACCCCAAGCUGAAAUCUCUGACGACGAGGUUUUGGAGGCCUUGCAGAAAAUAAUAACAGACCGUCUCGACUUUCACCAGUUGCUGAAACAGAAAGGGGUGAAAGUCCCAUCCCUGACUGCCUCUGAAUCUUCCACUCCAACUCCUCAUAAGAAAAAGAGCGCAAGCAAGUAGGGACUUGAAACCAGAAGUCUCUCUUCACACUCUCGUAAACUGCAUCUGUUCAUGGACAUCUUUUAUAUUCCUUUUCCUAACUCCAAUUAAAUGAUUGCUCCUUAACAUUUAGCUUUUCUCUUUGAUCCACUCUGCUCCUUGCUUAAGGAUGGGGGAGCAAUUAGAUUCCGUUGGCAUUUAAAAGGCGAACCUUCGCACUUUCUGAAACAAUAUGAAAACCAAAACACAUCCAGCUGCUUCUGCGUGGCCUUCACCUCCUCCCAGAGGACUGAGAUCAUGUCGUCCUUCUGGGCGCACUCCGCUUCUCAGUUGGCGAGGUGAGCAAGUUCUUUCCCCAGCGUUGGCAGAGUCGUCUGCUGGGGAGACAGGAAGGACAGCCAGGCUGAGACUUCAGAAGUACCUCGUCCAGUGAAAUGUCAUGGACAUACCACAAGGCUAAAAGCUGGUUGUACAACCAACUCCUUUGUUCACUCACAGGUAGGGAUAGGGAGAAACUCAAUUGUGUUUGCGUUUAAAAGGCAAAUUAUCAAAUUUUCAUUUUCCGAAACCUUAUGAGAUCUGAAAUACAGACGUCCUUUGAAAUUCAGACUUAUCCAAAUGUGGUGGUGCAGUUUUCCAACCAUCCAGUGUUUACAAAAAUGAACAUAUUAGCGGAAAGGUUGCAUAAAACUGAAUAUAUUUGUGAAAACAUACAAAAAUGGAAUGUAUUCGGGAAGUCUGCUUGCAAAAAUGUGUUUUUAGAAGAAAUCUGCACUAAAACGCUGAUUCAUUUUCGUGAUGAUUUUAAAAAAUAGUAAUUCACCAAUGCUAGUUCACCAAUUGCUACAGUAAUGUGGAGAACUGAAUUUGGGACUGGAAAGAUGAAAAACUGAGUGAACUGAAAUUGAUGGGUCCUUCCAUCCCUGCUCUUUUACUCUCUUUCCACAAAAAAAUCUACUACGAAUGGACUAAGAUGCUAAUAAUAUCUAUUAACACCAGAGCAGUCACGUCAUAUUGUCACAACAUUUGAAGAACUGGCCGUGAGAUGGUCUUGCAGCUUCUCAAAAUAUUUUUAUUAUUAGCAGUCUCCUACCUGGCAUUGCUUGGGGAAUCCUAAGAAACAGCAGCAAAACAAAAUCUGUGCACAUUUGAAAGCGGUGGUUAGAAUCAGUGCACUUUUGAAAGGUUCAGUCUGCCAUCGUGAUUCAAAACUGCGCCCGGUUGUAUCCAAACGGGACGAAAACCUCCUUGAUCUCGAGAACCACCCUGCAAAAUUUUGUGACCUCUUUUAAGAGGUGUCCCAACGCAUAGCAAACAACUGUUCAAAAUAUUUAGCAGAUGGCAUCUAUUUCCCAACUUUCUUCCAAGAAGCUCAAGGUGGCAUACAUGAAUCUCCCCCUCCCCAUUUACUAAAUACGGUGUUAGAAUUGUU